CAGAUAGAAGGAUCUAGAAAAGCAAGUCGUCGCUAUAUAACUAAGGGAUCCGUCACGGAAGGAUCUAGAAACCCUAGUAGUGAACCCUCUCUAUAAAACCUCUUCCUUCUUUCAUUCGGUGCCUAUUCCCAUUUUCUUCCUCUAAACCCUAAACAACUCUUUCUCUUCUUCCUUCGCUCGUUGUUCUCCCUCGCGUAGAUCGACAAUGGCGGAGACAGAGACGUUUGCUUUCCAGGCUGAGAUCAACCAGCUCCUCAGUCUCAUCAUCAACACCUUCUACUCCAACAAGGAGAUUUUCCUUCGUGAACUCAUCAGCAACGCCUCCGAUGCUUUGGACAAGAUUCGAUUUGAGAGUUUGACAGACAAGAGCAAGCUCGAUGCUCAGCCAGAGUUGUUCAUUCAUAUUAUACCAGACAAGACUAACAAUACACUGACCAUUGUUGACAGUGGUAUUGGCAUGACCAAAGCUGAUUUGGUGAACAACUUGGGUACAAUUGCUAGAUCUGGUACCAAGGAAUUCAUGGAAGCCUUGGCUGCUGGUGCUGAUGUUAGUAUGAUUGGACAGUUUGGUGUGGGGUUCUACUCUGCAUAUCUUGUUGCUGAGAAGGUCAUUGUUACAACCAAACACAAUGAUGAUGAACAGUAUGUUUGGGAGUCUCAAGCUGGAGGUUCUUUCACUGUCACCAGGGAUAACACUGGUGAGGUUCUUGGCAGGGGUACUAAGAUCACUCUCUACCUCAAGGAAGAUCAGCUUGAGUACCUUGAGGAGCGUCGCUUGAAGGAUCUGAUCAAGAAGCAUUCUGAGUUCAUUAGCUACCCAAUUUCUCUUUGGAUUGAGAAAACUACUGAGAAGGAGAUCUCUGAUGAUGAGGAUGAGGAAGAGAAGAAGGAUGAGGAGGGUAAGGUGGAGGAUGUUGAUGAAGAGAAGGAGAAGGAAGAAAAAAAGAAAAAGAAGAUUAAGGAAGUGUCACAUGAAUGGUCCUUGGUGAACAAGCAGAAGCCCAUUUGGAUGAGAAAGCCUGAGGAGAUCACAAAGGAGGAGUAUUCUGCUUUCUACAAGAGUCUCACCAAUGACUGGGAAGAGCAUUUGGCUGUCAAGCACUUCUCAGUUGAGGGACAGUUGGAGUUUAAGGCUAUCCUCUUUGUUCCCAAGAGGGCACCUUUUGACCUCUUUGACACAAGGAAGAAGCCUAACAAUAUUAAGCUUUAUGUCCGCCGUGUCUUUAUCAUGGACAACUGUGAGGAGUUGAUUCCUGAGUAUUUGGGCUUUGUCAAGGGUAUUGUGGAUUCCGAAGAUCUACCACUCAACAUUUCAAGAGAAAUGUUGCAACAGAACAAGAUCUUGAAGGUCAUCAGAAAGAACUUGGUUAAGAAGUGCCUUGAGCUCUUCUUUGAAAUUGCAGAGAACAAGGAGGAUUACAACAAGUUCUAUGAGGCUUUCUCCAAGAACUUGAAGCUAGGUAUCCAUGAGGAUUCACAGAACAAGGGAAAGAUUGCUGAAUUGCUCAGGUACCACUCCACCAAGAGUGGUGAUGAAAUGACAAGCCUCAAGGAUUAUGUGACCAGGAUGAAGGAAGGUCAGAGUGACAUCUACUACAUCACAGGUGAAAGCAAGAAGGCUGUUGAGAACUCUCCAUUCUUAGAGAAGUUGAAGAAGAAGGGAUACGAGGUUCUUUAUAUGGUUGAUGCCAUUGAUGAAUAUGCUGUUGGUCAGCUCAAGGAAUUUGAGGGCAAGAAGCUUGUCUCUGCCACCAAGGAAGGGCUCAAGCUUGACGAGAGUGAAGAUGAGAAGAAGAAGCAAGAAGAGUUGAAGGAGAAGUUUGACAACCUAUGCAAGGUGAUCAAGGAUGUUUUGGGUGACAAGGUUGAGAAGGUUGUGGUCUCUGACCGCGUUGUAGAUUCACCAUGCUGUCUUGUGACUGGCGAAUACGGUUGGACCGCAAACAUGGAAAGGAUAAUGAAGGCCCAAGCUCUAAGGGACAACAGCAUGGCAGGGUACAUGUCAAGCAAGAAGACCAUGGAGAUCAACCCUGAGAACCCAAUCAUGGAGGAGCUCAGGAAGCGUGCUGAUGCAGACAAGAAUGACAAAUCCGUGAAGGACCUUGUUCUGUUGCUGUUUGAGACUGCUCUUCUCACUUCUGGUUUCAGCCUUGACGAGCCCAACACUUUUGGAAACAGGAUCCACAGAAUGUUGAAGCUUGGACUGAGCAUUGACGAGGAUGCAGGUGAAGCUGAUGCUGAAAUGCCCCCACUGGAGGAGGCCGAGGCUGAUGCUGAGGGCAGCAAGAUGGAGGAGGUUGAUUAAAAUUAAAUAUGAUGCGUUUCUUGUUAGUAGCGUCUCUAAUGCCUUUUUUGUCUAUGUUUUUUUCUCCUUUUUUUAUUUUGGAUUGAUGACAGUGUUCAAUGGAUAUUUAGCUAAUUAGCUAUAAUUUCGCGGGUCUAUUUUUGAGUUGUUGGUUGUAGUAGCUUUUUUGGUAGUUGGAUUUAUGGCGUUUUGUGGAAUUCAUGAUAAUUUUCAA
Molecule: messenger RNA, 2519 nt
Organism: Glycine soja
Lineage: Eukaryota; Viridiplantae; Streptophyta; Magnoliopsida; Fabales; Fabaceae
Product: heat shock cognate protein 80-like
Exons: 3
Coding region: 206-2305 (699 amino acids)
Biological process (GO): cellular response to heat; protein stabilization; protein folding
Cellular component (GO): plasma membrane; perinuclear region of cytoplasm; protein-containing complex
Molecular function (GO): ATP binding; ATP-dependent protein folding chaperone; ATP hydrolysis activity
Source: RefSeq, a predicted model, not a curated record